Messenger RNA from Pollicipes pollicipes, 519 nucleotides. Its product is annotated as four and a half LIM domains protein 2. Gene Ontology annotation, cellular component: Z disc; nucleus. Lineage: Eukaryota; Metazoa; Arthropoda; Thecostraca; Pollicipedomorpha; Pollicipedidae. The transcript is spliced from 3 exons. Gene Ontology annotation, molecular function: transcription coregulator activity. Bases 1 to 519 code for a protein of 172 amino acids. The record is from RefSeq and is a predicted model, not a curated record.
AUGGCGCAGAAGCUGUUCAAGCCGCAGGUGGCCUACAAGGCGCUCCAGUGGCACCAGGCCUGCUUCGUGUGCUGCGUCUGUCACGUGCCGCUGGGCGCGCGCACCUUCCUGCCCAAGGAGCAGCGGCUCUACUGCCCGCGCUGCUACGAGGAGACGUUCGCGGCGCGCUGCCGCCGCUGCGACGGCACCAUCACCAGUCUGGGCGUCACGUACCAGGGCGACACGUGGCACCGCGAGUGUUUUGUCUGCGCCAGCUGCGACCAGCGGCCCUACUGCGCAGACUGCUACACUCGGCUCUUCGCCAAGCGCUGUGACAAGUGCCGCGGCCCUAUCGCACGCGAGCCGGGCACCCGAUACAGCGUCUUCCAGGAGCGCAGCUGGCACAACGCCUGCUUCACGUGCGCCACGUGCGGCACGUCGCUAGUUGGGCGCGGCUUCAUCGACGCCGACGGUGAGCUGCUGUGCGCCACCGCCGACUGCGCGCGGCGGCGACUGGUGGUCGACGGCCCUGACAUCUAG